AAAAAAUACAAGCUGUUUCAAGAUGUUUCUCGAUCUGUCAGAUGCAUCUGCUAGUCAGAAACACCUGUGACGGAAGCUGUAAGAGAGAGAUAAAGAACAGAGCACAAAUGAAGAAGGAGGAAACAGAGAAAGGAAACAGAGACAGAAAGAGAGAGGGUUAAUAAAAGAGGACACAAAAGAGAAGAGAACAAAAAGGUGGAAAGCCAAGAAGAGAAGAACAUUUUCCUACAGCACAUGAGAGACACAUUCACACUCUGAUCCAAGACGCUGGGUGGAUGGUGGAGAGGAGACUGAUUCAAGGUGUGUUUCUCCUGCAUGUCUCACAGCACCCCAAACCCUUAGUUUGAAGUAAGGAGCAGCCAAGGGACACAACAGCGCACAUAUCUGGGGACAAGGGGGCAUUGUUGUAGACCAGGGUACAGGAGGUGGGGAAGGGGGAGGGCAGUUUUCAGGGCAGAAGUAGGGGGGUGGGACAGUUAUCAGUAGAAGACGUGAGAGACUAGGAGUUAUCAAAAUAACACGGGGGGGGGGGGGGGGGCAGAGGGAUGAGCAAGAUACAGCAGAUCCUCCAGGACAUGGUAAUUGAACCGGAUCUACUGGCCGAGCUGAAUGAGGAGCAGAAGCAUAUCCUGUUCUACAAGAUCCGGCAGGAACAGGUUCAGUGCUGGGAAUACCGCGAGACCCAGUUUGAAAAACAGAACCCUGGCCCAUCAGACUGCUCCCAGAAAAGUGGCAAACGGGGCAUACAGUGGCUCCUGGGCUCUGAUGGGGAGGUGUGGGUGUGGGUGAUGGGAGAAGGGCCUGGAGACCGACCAUUUGAGGAGAUUGUGGAGCAGCUGAUGUCAGAGAGAGCCAGGAGACAAGCCCAGCAAGAGGCACAGGAGCUGUGGCGUGUGAAAGAGGCAGAGAUUGAACAGAAGUUCAGAGAAGCAAUGGCCAAAGAGAAGGCUCGCUGUGUGGCAGAAAAAUGGAAGGAGGAGACAGAGGACAGGAAAGAGGAGCGCAUCCGGGAGGAGCUGAAGAAAUGUAAGGAGGAGGAGAGGCAGAGAGGAGAAGAGGAGGUCCGGCGCACAGAGGAGAGGAGGGCAAAGGAGCUGUACAUCUCUCUGCGUCAGGAGGACAGAAGGAGUGAGACAGAGGACAAGGAGAGGCAGGAACAAUUGCAGCGCUCAAAGGCAGCAGAUGAGGAGAUGAAGUUUAAGGCCCGGAGGGCGAGAGAUGAGUAUAAGCGACAGUCGCUCCGGGCAAUCGAGAAAGGGUUGGUGGCUGGGAUCAGCGGCCUGUUCCAGAAAACCCACCUCAAUGGAUCAGGGCAGAACCGCUGGCACAGCUCCGUGAUGGAGUCUUCAAUUACACCGUCACCCACUGAAGCCAUCCAGUCCACAACCAACCCCAGCGGGCAGCCGCCCACAGUACACAACCGUUGGCACCAGAACCGCAGACACAGCACAACCGCUGUGCGCCUCACUGACAGUUCCACGUGGGUGUGGCCACCCCGCCCCUGCUCUCGGGACUCCAUCCUGCAUUGGUUCAGAGAUGAGCAGAGGCCCAAAAGAGCUGGGUAUGAGAGAAACAGCAACAACAUUGCCCCGUGGUUCCAUGGCAUAAUCACUCGUCAGGAAUCUGAAUCUCUGUUGAUGAACGCUGGGGAGGGGUGCUUCCUGGUCAGGUUGAGCGAGCGGAUUUGGGGGUACACCCUGUCUUACCGCACAGCCGCUGGCUUCAAGCACUUCCUUAUCGACGCCUCGGGGGACUAUUACAGUUUUCUGGGUGUCGACCAGAGCCGGCAUGCCACUCUGGCAGACCUCAUUGAUUUCCACAAGGAGGAGGUGAUCACUACAUCAGGAAGAGAGCUGUUGCAGGAGUCCUGUGAGAGAAGCUCCUCCUCAGACUUUGGUGGAUUAUUUCAAGACCUCCAAACCUCCAAACUUCAGUAAUCCCACCUACCCUCACCCUAACAUUUCCUCGGUGUUCCACACACCAUAAUCCUAACUCUGCCCGCACCGGCAGCACUGUCUCUGAGCGCACCCCAGGCAGCGGCCAUAAAAAUGUGCUCCGGUUACCGUGGGGCGCAUGAAUAAACCAGCGGUCCAGCAUUGUCCUCGCAAAAAAAAAGCCACUUGAGUCACAGUCAGAC
Molecule: messenger RNA, 2137 nt
Organism: Anguilla rostrata (American eel)
Lineage: Eukaryota; Metazoa; Chordata; Actinopteri; Anguilliformes; Anguillidae
Gene: sh2d4bb
Product: SH2 domain containing 4Bb
Exons: 8
Coding region: 546-1937 (463 amino acids)
Cellular component (GO): cytoplasm
Source: RefSeq, a predicted model, not a curated record